CAACAUGGCGGGAGGUGUGCGGAGAAAGGCUGCGGCCUCCCCGGCGGGCUCCACGGCCCCUCUGUGGGGGAAACUCCGCGCGCUUUGGCAGGACAAACAUUUGGUCCUCUUCAGGGCGGAGUACACGUUACUGGUUGUGUCAGUUUUAUGGUUUCUGGAGAUCGGGAUCAAUGUGUGGGUCAUUCAGAAGGUAGCAUACACCGAGAUCGACUGGAAAGCUUACAUGGACGAAGUGGAGGGGGUCAUCAACGGGACGUACGACUACACCCAGCUGAAAGGAGACACGGGGCCUCUGGUGUACCCGGCUGGGUUUGUUUACAUCUUCACGGCUCUGUACUACCUCACCAGCCACGGGGCGAACAUCCGUCUGGGCCAGUACAUCUUCGCCGUGUUCUACCUCGUCACGCUGCUGCUGGUCUUCAGGAUAUACUAUCGCACAAAGAAGGUUCCUCCGUAUGUGUUCUUCUUCGUGUGCUGUGCGUCCUACCGGAUCCACUCCAUCUUCGUCCUGCGUCUUUUCAACGACCCGGUGGCCAUGAUGCUGCUGUUCGCAGCUGUGAACCUCUUCAUGGACGGGAACUGGACUCUGGGCUGCGCUCUUUAUAGUUUAGCAGUUUCUGUGAAAAUGAACGUGCUGCUUUUUGCCCCCGGAUUACUUUUCCUUCUGCUGACGGAGUUUGGCCUCAUCAGGACCAUUCCGAAGCUUCUGCUGUGUGCAGGCAUACAGCUUCUGCUGGGCCUCCCCUUCCUCCUGGACAACCCCAUUGGCUACGUGAGCCGAGCGUUCGACCUGGGCCGUCAGUUCAUGUUCAAGUGGACGGUCAACUGGCGCUUCCUUCCAGAAUGGCUCUUCCUGAGUCGAUACUUCCACCUGCUGCUGCUGACGGCUCACCUGCUCACCCUGCUGCUGUUCGCGCUGCGCCGCUGGAAGAGACCCGGAGAAAACCUCUUUGAGCUGCUGAAGCAGCCGAGCCAGAGGAGCGUGGCGCCUCAGAAAAGCACCGUGGAUCAGAUCGUGCUGGUUCUCUUCACCUCCAACUUCAUCGGCAUGUGCUUCAGCCGCUCGCUGCACUACCAGUUCUACGUCUGGUACUUUCACACGCUGCCUUUCCUGCUGUGGAGCGGAGGAGUCAAGAAGCUGGCACACCUGCUCAGGGUUUUGAUCCUGGGGCUGAUCGAACUGUCGUGGAACACGUAUCCCUCCACUAACAGCAGCUCGGCGGCGCUCCACGUCUGCCACUUCAUCAUCCUGCUGUGUCUGUGGCUGGCUCCGCCUCCGCCGCCGCCCUCCGCUCCAGGAGAGACGCCGCAAACAUCCGACAAGGACAAACGGCACUGAGCCGCAGCCGACGGGGCAGGCGCCGCAGCCUCCGUCCUCCUCAGGGAGUCCCUGCGCCGGACGGUUCAGGAGCCAUUCAAAGCUUCUCAUCUCCGCCCACUGCUCAGAGUGGACGGCGCCGCCAGGCAGAUCUCCACCUGGUGAAGAGGCACCGAGGAUCCGCCGGCGGCCGAGGAGAUGAGAGGAGAAAAUGUGGAUUCUCAGGUUUCAUUUCCACACAGUUCACAUGAGAAGUGGAGAAAUCUUAAAAGUUUUACUGUGAGGGAGGAAUGUGUUACACAGGAUUGAUUUCUGUUUGUGUCGAAGCUUCAUUCUCUCCAUUUUUCCUCUGGCUUACUACUUUUCCACCGUGUUUUACAUGUGCACAGGUAGUUUCUAUUAGGACACGAGAUAAAAUGAAGACUGUUAGCACCCAAACAAGAGGAAACCAGCUUUAAAGUGUCCGUAGUGGUAGAAGGCUUUAAGACAAUCAGGCCAAUCUGCUCUUUGAUGAAUUUCAGAGUCUCGACGAGAUUGAAUGUGAAAAACAUGCAACAGACUGAAGCGUGGUUUAAAACACAGGUGCCUCCUGCACGUCAUGCUCUGUCUCGUUUCUGCACGCCGUGGGUUUUAUUCUCUUCAGACAUGGAGUGAAUCUGUGAUUAGUUUAUUAAACGAUCAUCCUGAAAUCAAA
Salarias fasciatus (jewelled blenny) is the source of this 2012-nucleotide messenger RNA. RefSeq names its product ALG3 alpha-1,3- mannosyltransferase (gene alg3). The record is from RefSeq and is a predicted model, not a curated record. The transcript has 9 exons. The coding region runs from base 5 to 1339 and encodes 444 amino acids. Gene Ontology annotation, cellular component: endoplasmic reticulum. NCBI's taxonomy places the organism in Eukaryota, Metazoa, Chordata, Actinopteri, Blenniiformes, Blenniidae. Gene Ontology annotation, molecular function: dol-P-Man:Man(5)GlcNAc(2)-PP-Dol alpha-1,3-mannosyltransferase activity.